ACUUCCGGGUGAGAGCGGGGUGGGGAGUGUUGUGCAUGCCGCGCGGUCGUCUCUGUCCUACCCAGUGGUUGGGCAGCAUCGCGCGGCGCCAGGCGCCGAUGGCCGCCUCGCAGGAACAGAGGAAGACUUCUGACUCGAUUUGGAUGAAAGCAAGAAAGAAAAAACUUGUGCCUUCUACCUGGCAGCAUCAGUGGUCCCUGACUGUGCACAGCACACGCAGUGCUCAUCUUCACAACAUCUGACAAAGAGGAAUAGUACGCUGCAAACCUGCAGAACAUCUCUAGAAAGAAAAACAGUCUCAUCUGCGUGAAUGUCCUUAUAGCUCUGAGAGAGGUUGCUAGGUGUUUUUUUUUUUGUUUUUUUUUUGGUUUUUUUUUUUUUUGAAGAUUUCUCUAUUUUGCAUAUGUCAGAGCUAUAAAGAACUCUCAGAACAAGCAUUCUGAAAGUGAAGCAUAUUCAGCUUGACAGCUCUUAGGCUUCAAUAAUAAACUUUCCUAUGCGAACUGCAUUUUCCAUUUCAGAACUUUACUUGAUACAGUGAGCUAAAAGUGAAGUGAUUCAUUUUGGUGAUGGCACUUUUUUCUCAAUCCUGUCAGUAUGGUUUACAGGCUUUGCUGUGGAAGAGCCGUGUGUUCUGGCCUGCUUCAAGAUGCCGUCAACUGUUUGCUGCCUCUUUUGGCAUCCCAAAAAGGGACAAGGUUAGCUAUUUCAGCUUUAUGACAUCUUCCAGCACUGCUUUACCAGUGGAUCCCCAAGGGACUGAUGCCUGUCCAGCGAAGAAAAGGUCUGAAAUUGAUUAUGAAGAAGAAAAAGGAUGGGAUGAGGAUACUCAAGAAAUACAUGAAGGGAAACUCCGCUUUUCUUCCUCUGGGGGAGCUUUGAAGAAACAGUUAAUGAAUCACACUGUAUCAAGGCAUAAGUUUGCCACUGUACAGCCUCCUGAAAGGCCUUUGUGUGCCGAGGAGUGGAGUAGACUGAGGGAAAGUUUUCAGUCCCCAGAAUUAUUUGAAGAAGUGAUGUUUAACAGUAUGAUCAGAUACAACAGCCCCAUUGACGUGGCUAAGUCCUUACUGACUCAUGUGGCAAAGAGUAAUGGUGACAUUGGGUAUAAUUUAUUGGUCAAAUAUCUGGCACUGUGUGUCCAACAAGGGAAAACUUCAGAAAUAUGUGAUAUGUACGACAUAUUGAAAAUCAGAUUUAAGACGUUAGAGAGUGGGGCUUACAACCUUCUUAUCAGAGGACUGAGUAAUUCAGAUCAGUGGAGAAUGGCACUUACUCUUUUGGAAGAAGUUAAAAGGGUUACAGUUCCUUCACGAUCAAACUAUGAAUCCUGCAUCAAAGCAGCUGGCCGUCACCAAGAAAUGACCCUUGCUUGUGAACUUUAUCAUGAAAUGUUGGCUAAGGAUUUAGUGCCAACCUUGGAUGUCCUGCAGGCCCUUUUUGACCACAGCAGGGGUAUGAAAAAUUCUGCAUUACAAAAAGAGCUGUUUGGUAUCCUCUUAUAUUUGAGAGAGAACCAAGUAUACCCUCACAAAACACUUAUGCGGAGUAUAAAGCUGUGGUUUGAAAGUAUACCAGGAGAGAACUGGAAAGGACACCUGACCAAUAUUAAAGACAGUGGACAGUGCCCAGUUUGCAGCCAUCAGCUGGAAGAUAGUGAGCUCACUGAAGAGGAAUACAAUAAUUUGAGAGAGAGAAUAAUUAGAGAUGUGAUACAUGGGACUGACACUUUCAGAAAGACAAGUCCGCAGGAAUUUGAAGCCUUUCAAACAUUUGUGGAAAAUCGACUUCCAUUCGAUAUCGUUAUUGAUGGACUCAAUAUUUCCCAUAUAAUGCCCAGAAAGGUGCAGUGUGAAAAUCUAUUUGAGGCUGUCAACUGCCUGGCAAAGGACUAUGCCCGUUUACUUGUGCUGGGCCGCAAACACAUGCUGACCAACUCUUCCAAUUGGAAAAGAGAGGUUAUGAAGGAAAUGCAGAAUAAGGCAGACUUUUUCUUUGCUGAAAAUAUUUCUGAAGAUGAUGCCUUCUUGUUAUAUGCCACUCUCCGGUCAGGCAAACAUUGCAAAUUUGUUACAAGAGACUUCCUCCGGGAUCACAAAGCUUGUCUUUCUGACAGCGUUACUCGUCAUCUGUUCCGUAAGUGGCAGCGUGGACACCAAAUAGUGUUUUCCUCUUCUGCAGGAGGAAAACACAUAAAAUUUUUGCCUGCUUGCAGUUAUGACUGUGUGGUACAGACAACUGGUGACACAUGGCAUAUCCCCUAUAAAGACACUUUUGAGGAAAAAUAUUCAUAUGAAAUACCAAGAAAAUGGCUUUGCCUUCAGCAGAAAUACAGAACAACAUAAUUGCACAAGCGGAAGCUUCUUCUAUGAUGUUUUUUUGUUUUUGUUUUUGUUUUGCUAGGCAGCUGCUGCUGCAAAUUAGCAGUACAAUUAUGGGAUUAAUGUAUGAGGCCUAUAACUAAAGAAAAUUCAGUAACUGCUUUUUGUCAAACUCAUUCUUGUUAUAAACCUGUGGACACAAACUCUAGUCCAGUAAGGAUGAAUUAGGUCUGUUAUUUCCAUCUUAACAAGCAAUUUCUGUACCUUCUCUACGUGAUUUGAAUUAAAACUUGUUUUUCCCUCUGGAA
Messenger RNA from Tympanuchus pallidicinctus (lesser prairie-chicken), 2629 nucleotides. It is a transcript of the gene PRORP, whose product is annotated as protein only RNase P catalytic subunit. Gene Ontology annotation, cellular component: mitochondrion; mitochondrial ribonuclease P complex. The transcript has 8 exons. Bases 570 to 2345 code for a protein of 591 amino acids. Gene Ontology annotation, molecular function: protein binding; ribonuclease P activity. The record is from RefSeq and is a predicted model, not a curated record. NCBI's taxonomy places the organism in Eukaryota, Metazoa, Chordata, Aves, Galliformes, Phasianidae. Gene Ontology annotation, biological process: mitochondrial tRNA 5'-end processing; tRNA 5'-leader removal.